UUCUGCAUUUUCUCUUUUGACAAGUUCUCCCUCCACUUUGGCUCCACUGGAUUCAACCUUGAGCACAUCUGCCCUCAAAGGGACCUGAAACAGAUCCAAAUGUACACACACUCAAGUGCGGCCUUAGCUGCGGAUGAUGCCACCCGUGGGUCCACCACGGAUGCCAGGAAGGCCACAGUGCUCAUGACCGGGUUUUCUGAUUGGCUGAAAGGCACGGGCUGGUACGCCAGUGGGCCGAGGGAGGCCGAGGAGUCUUCUAGGUAAGGGUCUUCUAUUGGCAAGCGAAGGAAGUGAAGGAUACACUCGUCCUGCGUUCUAGAGCCGACGUGCUCGGAUACUUUGUUCCAGUCGUCUCUGUAGACCUCUAAGGCCUGAGAGAGACACGGGAGAGAGACAGAGGAACAAGCAAGUGUGAGAACAACUUCCAAAAUUUCAGAUGUCGGAGCGCAGACCAAAGUUCUGGGAGUCUGAAGGCUUCUCUCUACUCUUUUCUGGGAAAUACAACAUGUGUUGCGAGGCGGACACCUGGAAGAGGGAGUUUAUCAGGCCCCCCAGACCACCUACAGCUUCACACAAACCUGGUCGUCUCUGAGGUGAAUACGUCGGCGGAAAAUGAUUGGUACAUUCUUCUCAUUCACACAAUAGUCCUCUUCGUUCAUCCACUCGUUGAAAACAUCUGUGUCCAAAACCCAGCAGGCAUGAACCUGGAGCACAGACACCCACACAAAUCAGUAUUGAUGUGGUGGCGCGUGCUGGUGUAUCUCAUCAAGUGUCCAAAAUGAAUACACAAGAGAUCAUAUCACCAAAUACCAGUAAAAUUGAUGUCGACUUUUGAUAUAGUAAAUGUAGCAGGAAACAGUGUUGUGUAAAUAAGUAUAUAAAGUUGUUUUUUUUGUGUGCUGUACUAACCCGCCACGGCUUUUCUGAAUGUGGUGGCUCUUCAACCUCUCCUUCAACAUCACUUGAGGACAACCAACUGUCGUAACUGUGGGAAGGUGGCAGGAGACACAAAAGUGCUUCCCGAUCCACUGUCGCACCACCUCCAGCUGGGCUAAAGUAUCCGGACUCUCCCAGAACCUAGCGGACGGACUGCUGUCUUUUUUCCGGUGUGCGGAUGUGCCGAAGCUGGCUUGGCUUGUCCCGGGAAUGCCGAGGCCCUAAGAUCCUAUGGGUGUCCAGGGUCUGACCACCUAUGUGGAGGGGAACAGAAACUUCCUCCAAGAUGUGAAAUUCAGGGACAGUCGCCUGGUUAUUGAUGGCUGCAGUUUGUAUUUCCGCCUCUACUUUAACCACGGUUUGGACCAGCAGCAUGGAGGGGACUAUGAUGCUUUCGCCUGCCUGCUCACCCAGUUCCUGUCUGCAUUGGCGGCUUGCAACAUCCAGCCAUUUGUGGUACUGGAUGGAGGUAUUGACCCCAGUGACAAGAAGUUUCCCACUCUGCGCCAGCGUCUCCAGUCCAAGAUAAGAGAGGCAGACAGCCUCUCCCACGGCCGCAAUGGCUCCGUUCUCCCCAUCCUCACAAGAGAUGUCUUCAUUCAGGUCCUCAUCCAGAGAGGAGUGCCAGUGGUCCAGUGUCCAGCUGAGGCUGACUGGGAAAUUGCAUGUUUGGCUCACCAGUGGAACUGCCCAGUUCUGACCAAUGACAGCGACUUUUAUAUCUUUGACCUGCCAGGUGGUUACCUGCCACACCAUUUUUUCCAGUGGACCAACCUUAAUGGUAAAGCCUCUCACCGCUACAUCUCGGCUCGAUGCUACACCACUAACAGCCUGUGUCGCUGGUUCGGUGGAAUGAACAAGGAGUUGCUCCCCUUAUGUGCCGUCCUGGCUGGUAAUGAUUAUGGCACUCCAAAAGAUACUGAAACACUCCUGGGUUUGUUAGAUGCGAGUGUAUUAGGGAGAGGUGGUGGCAGGGGUAAAGGUAGAGCAUCCACUUCCCGCAUUGAGGGCUUCCUUCUCUGGCUUUCCUCUUUUUCAAAUCCAGCGGAGGCCCUGGAGGAAGUGAGCAGGCUUAUGGGGGAGGAAGGUGGAGACGUUAGGGGCAAGAGAGGACAGAAGUCUGGGCUCAGUUCACAGCUGUGGGCAGGUAUGCAGGAGUACCACAUCGCCCCUCAAAGCUCUCUGGCUUGCUGGUUCUCUGGAGGUAAGGCAGCUCCUGGAGGGCGGACCUCUGGGCUGCCCGAGUGCCUGUCGCUGGCUGCAGCUCAGGGACUGUUGGCUCCCUUGGUGGUAGAUGCUCUGGUGAUGCGCAGGGUCCUGCUCAUCCCACAGGUGGAGAACAGCAAGCUAGCCAGCAGCCAUUGUAGUGCCAGCAACAUACGCCAGGCUAUAUAUGGGAUAUUACUGCAGAGAGUCCCAGAUGUCCAAGCACGGGAUAUGAGGGUACAAGAAAAAAUCAGCCAAGGUCCAAGAGGUGGGAGAGGGCGAGGGGGAAGGGGGCGGGGAUGUGGUCAGGUUGGUGGAGGUAGGGGUCAGGGCACACAGCAGGGUGUAAAUGUAGGAUUCAGCAUUGAACAAGCCGCUGGUGCAGCUACAGUGCAGGCUCAGGGGUCUGCUGUAGAGGAGUACGACCGUGUGGAUCUGAACUUGAAGAAAAAACAUGUAGAGGCACAUCCGCUCAGAACCCCCCUACGUCUAGACACACUUGGUCAGGCUCCUGUGGUGGUUCGUCUUGGUGUCCUGUUAGAAGUCUUAGGGAUGAAGGAGUCUUCUCUGGUUCCUGUUCCUCUUCACUUGAGGCUGGCUGUAGCAGUGACAGCCUUCUGGCUGCGAGAGGCCAUACCAACACCCUCACAGCCCCAGCUCCAGGCUUUGGUGCUGGGCAUGAUUUACGGAGAGCUGUCCUGGAACAACCAGCCUGGAGCUGCACACUACCAGCAUGCCGUCCCACAGCUAAACUGGGCUGCAGAGCGCAACGUGUGGGCAGGGCUGGAUCGACAACGGGUGAGGCCAGGGGAGAGACGGGGUUUGGAUGUCGGAGCGGCUCACAGUUUUAGCCAAUGGCAGGCCUGCCUCUGGAGCACACUGUGUCUCAAUCAGCUAUUACUGAUGCCACUGCCUGAACCCCACCUAUCAUGGUUGUACAGUGGUACCGUGGUGCAUGGCCUCUUCAGGUAUCUGAAGGAGGGCCGAGCUGCUGAAUCCCUCCUAGCCGGGGGUUCCAUGUCAGGACAACUCUACUCCUCCCUGCUGGACGCUGUGAGGAACUGCAGCUCCAAAACCCAUCCAUCCUCUUCGGCAGCAGGGAGGAGGAAGAGAGGUGGAGGCCGGGGAAGGAGAGGAAGAGGGGGGCGUGGGAGAGGAGCAAGGGGAGGGGGGAGAGGGACUGAGGAGAUAAACAACAGGUUUGCUCUCCUGAUGAGCGACGAAGAGUCUGAUGAUUAUUGAUGUGGAGGCAGAGGAAAAUGAACUGAUUGAUAUGAAACACUUGCUAGGGCCAUUAUGAGGGAGGACAUUCCUGUUUUAUCAGACACACUCAGGAAAUGCUAUAAAUAGUAAUUUCACAAGUGAAGAACUACACCUAAUGUUUCUGCUUUUAGCUGAUUUAUGAAAGCUUUUAUAUCACUGUAAUUGAUGCAUGUUUUCAAUCUGACACUUUUAAUCAGUUAUAUCAACACAAGAUGUAAACAGUAAAUGCAGAGAUUACUUAUUUUAUCAUCUCUGUUGACCACAAAGUUGUAUGGCAGCUAUUGUCAUCUUGAUAAGCAACUCAUGAAAUCUUAUUUUAUUGCAGAUGCCUUCAUACUUAUGAAUUUGGUGUUGAUCUUUCUAUAAUAAAAAAUAUAAAUCAAA
This is a messenger RNA of Perca flavescens (yellow perch), 3789 nucleotides long. RefSeq names its product asteroid structure-specific endonuclease 1b (gene aste1b). The transcript is spliced from 11 exons. The record is from RefSeq and is a predicted model, not a curated record. Lineage: Eukaryota; Metazoa; Chordata; Actinopteri; Perciformes; Percidae. The coding region runs from base 1168 to 3384 and encodes 738 amino acids.